CUCUCUCUCUCUCUCUCUCUCUCUCUCUCUCAACCAAUACAAUUGAGGUUUAUUCAACACAAGAAAGAGGCACUCUGGUUCUAUAGGAUAGUCUCCAUAUUCUAUGACACCCUUGCAAACCCUCAACAAUAUACAGAAGAGAUGAGAGAGGAAGCCCUAGAGACCUUAGACCUAUAUGACCAAAACCUAACAGUGGUAGACAUUGGUGGUGGAACUGGGUUCACUACUUGUGGUGUUGCUAAGCAUGUAGAUGCCAAGAAUGUUACCAUUCUAGACCAAUCCCCUCACCAACUUGCCAAGGCAAAGGAGAAGGAACCCUUGAAGCACUGCACCAUCAUUGAAGGUGAUGCUGAAGAUCUUCCCUUCCCUACAGAUUAUGCUGAUAGAUAUGUGUCUGCAGGAAGUAUUGAAUACUGGCCUGACCCACAAAGAGGCAUCACUGAAGCAUAUAGGGUCUUGAAACCUAGUGGAAAGGCUUGUAUGAUUGGGCCUGUGUACCCAACCUAUUGGUUGUCUUGUUUCUUUGCAGAUAUGUGGAUGCUCUUUCCAAAGGAAGAAGAGUAUAUUGAAUGGUUUGAAAGGGCUGGAUUCAAAGAGAUUCAAUUGAAAAGGAUUGGUCCAAAUUGGUUUAGAGGGGUACGUCGACAUGGGUUAAUUAUUGGAUGUGCUGUAACAGGAGUGAAGCCAGUGCCAGGAGAUUCUCCUCUACAGAUGGGUCCGAAGGUAGAGGAUUUGAAGAAGAGUGUGAGUCCUUUUCUUUUCUUUCUACGUUUUCUUGUGGGUACUAUGGCAGGGAUAUGCUAUGUUCACAUAUCUACCUACAUGUGGAUCAAAGAUCUUAUUGUUCCCAAAGGGAUGCCUAUUUGA
Molecule: messenger RNA, 867 nt
Organism: Macadamia integrifolia
Lineage: Eukaryota; Viridiplantae; Streptophyta; Magnoliopsida; Proteales; Proteaceae
Product: 2-methyl-6-phytyl-1,4-hydroquinone methyltransferase, chloroplastic-like
Exons: 2
Biological process (GO): methylation
Molecular function (GO): 2-methyl-6-phytyl-1,4-benzoquinone methyltransferase activity
Source: RefSeq, a predicted model, not a curated record